Molecule: messenger RNA, 516 nt
Organism: Saccoglossus kowalevskii
Lineage: Eukaryota; Metazoa; Hemichordata; Enteropneusta; Harrimaniidae
Product: small integral membrane protein 14-like
Cellular component (GO): endoplasmic reticulum
Source: RefSeq, a predicted model, not a curated record
UUCCAAUUUAAUCUGACGUGGCUUUUGUUUGGGGUGAAAAGUUACUUAGUAAUUUUCAUUUAUACCCCGGUUUUGUGUUGUUUUGCCCCGUCUGUGAGACUGGAAGUCAUCUUGAGUGUCAAGUAAUCGGUGGUGCCAGAAUUAAUCUGGAUACAUACACAUCUGUUAUUCUGUACAGUACUGGAUCACUAAAUUGUUGCCAUGGCUGAAGGUGGAUGGGAUCCGUGUGAGUGUAUAUGGAAUCAUGAACAUGCUAUGAGAAGACUUAUAUCACUGCUGCGAAACUCACAGAAUUAUUGUACAGACAAUGAAUGUGUUACCGAUUUACCUGGACCCAAUAGUGAGGGUGCUGAUGGAGGCUACACAAUGAUGAUGAUCAUGGUGGCAUGGAUGGUGGUUGCUUUUCUACUUUUUCUAUUCAGACCUGCAAGUCUAAGACUUCGAGGUGAUGAAAAACCAAGGAAUGGUAAUCAGGUGUGUCUCCCAUUUCGCCAACAAAUUUCUGUAAACCGUUAA